AUGGCUGAGCUGCGGCCUAGCGGCGCCCCCGGCCCCGCCGCGCCCCCGGCCCCAGCCCCGGCUCCGGCCCCCGUCCCCGCCGCGCCCCCGGCCUUCGCCUCACUCUUUCCCCCAGGGCUACACGCCAUCUACGGCGAGUGCCGCCGCCUGUACCCCGAGCAACCCAACCCGCUGCAGGUCACCGCGAUCGUGAAGUACUGGUUGGGUGGACCAGACCCCUUGGACUACGUUAGCAUGUACAGGAACUUGGGAAGUCCAGGGGCAAAUGUCCCUGAACACUGGCACUACGUUAGCUUUGGACUGAGUGAUUUAUAUGGCGACAACAGAGUCCAUGAGUUUACAGGAACAGAUGGACCCAGUGGCUUUGGCUUCGAGUUGACAUUUCGACUAAAGAGAGAAACAGGAGAGUCAGCUCCACCCACAUGGCCAGCAGAGUUAAUGCAGGGUUUGGCCAGAUAUGUGUUCCAGUCAGAAAACACCUUCUGCAGUGGUGACCAUGUAUCCUGGCAUAGCCCUUUGGAUAAUAGUGAGUCAAGAAUACAGCACAUGCUCCUGACUGAAGACCCCCAGAUGCAACCUGUGCAGACUCCCUUUGGGUUGGUUAUCUUCCUCCAGAUUGUUGGUGUUUGCACAGAAGAGCUACAUGCAGCCCAACAGUGGAAUGGGCAGGGCAUCCUUGAGCUACUUCGAACAGUCCCUGUAGCUGGCGGCCCCUGGUUAAUAACUGAUAUGCGAAGAGGCGAGACCAUAUUUGAGAUUGAUCCACAUCUGCAACAGGAGAGAGUUGAUAAAGGGAUCGAGACAGAUGGCUCAAAUCUGAGUGGAGUGAGUGCCAAGUGUGCCUGGGAUGAUCUGAGCCGGCCCCCUGAGGACGACGAUGACAGCAGGAGUAUUUGUAUUGGGAUGCAGCCUCGGAGACUUUCUGGCAAAGAUACAGAGCAAAUCAGAGAGACCCUGAGGAGGGGGCUUGAGAUCAACAGUAAACCUGUCCUCCCUCCAAUCAACACCCAGCGGCAGAAUGGCCUGAAUCAUGACCGAGCACCGAGUCGCAAGGACAGUUUAGAAAGCGAGAGCUCAGCAGCUAUUAUUCCCCAUGAGCUAAUUCGCACGCGACAGCUUGAAAGUGUACAUCUGAAAUUCAACCAGGAGUCUGGAGCACUAAUUCCACUUUGUCUGAGGGGCAGACUGUUACAUGGACGGCACUUUACAUAUAAGAGUAUUACGGGGGAUACAGCCAUCACAUUUGUAUCGACGGGAGUGGAAGGCGCCUUUGCCACCGAAGAGCAUCCGUAUGCAGCUCAUGGACCCUGGUUACAAAUUCUGUUGACUGAAGAAUUUGUAGAAAGAAUGCUGGAAGACUUAGAAGAUUUGACUUCUCCAGAGGAAUUCAAACUUCCCAAGGAAUACAGCUGGCCAGAAAAGAAACUGAAAGUCUCCAUUUUGCCAGACGUUGUGUUUGACAGCCCACUGCACUAGCCCUGAAUUCGGCCCCUUCCUUCAGACGACCAUGAGAGCCCGGCCUAGCUCCCAAGUGACUCAACAGUGUAAUGAUUGCAGUAAAAAUGAUUCCUGCAAAUAAAAGGAAAAGAGAGAGAGGAUUACUGCACAGCCACUGCAGCCCACAAUGGGGUGCGUACACGGGCCUGACCCCGGCCCCCCUCCACCUCACCUCUUAUCUGGGGGCCAGGCCACUCCAGGCCCAGUAGGAGUGAAUGAGACCUUGUCCAGCCCAGCUCAGGUCCUACCAGACCAAAAGAGUAGCUAAUGACUCUGUCAUUCCACCCCUGGUUCUGGUUUGGAGAUAUGACUCUAGGACCCCUGACUCUCCCACAAGCUGUCUGACCUCACUCCUCCAUUCUUGCCCACUUCUGCAGGUCUGGGGAAGAGCCCUAGACCCACGGAUUAAAUGCGCUGGCUCCUCCUGACUCUGGAAACCUUUUGUUAGUCAAAUUCCUCCUGGCUACAGAACAAUUCCUCCGAAUAUGUUUGGGGUUUUUUUGUUUUGUUUUGUUUUUUAUAUUUUAUUUUUUAGAAACCAUAUGGUAUUUAAUUGCUCCACAAAGGUGUCUAGAAGCUGUCACGCAUAUUGGUUUUGUUUUUGUUUUAAAUGGAACUGGUUUUCAAGUUGAACUUUCUUCUCUUGGAAUAGGGCAGGGGAUACCUAGCCUUUCCCCCUCCCUCAUCCCCCUACCCAGCCACGUCACUAGAAGGUGCUUAGUGUUUGCCUGCCAACGAAUAGCUAUUGUAGGGCCUUUUGGACAGAAGGACUUUUCUUCACAAGACAUUUUGGAUCCAUUGGAAGGGUGUUCAGAAGCAGGAGACAUCUAGGUAGGACAGAGGUGAAGCUAUGUCUCUGGAGACCUGAGACCCCCCCAACGUGAUACUAGGCCAUGGCCCAACCCUUACUAGGAAAGGCUGUGUUCUUUGCCAGGUGGGUUGGGCUGUAGAAGCCUCAGGGAGCCCCUUGGCCUGAAACCGGCGCCUGUGAGGCGUGAGGACUGCAGCCAGCACUGCCCAGACUCUUGGAAACUUGGAGAAGAUAUCAGCCUUGCCUUCUCAGUGGGCUUCUCACUCUAACUGGGGCCAGCCUAGGAGAGGGAGAGUCUCAUCCCCUUCAGGCACCUCCCCCACCUCCAGCUAGCUCAGGGUUUGUGUGACCUUUUAGGUCCCCAUUCUCUCUACUCCCUCCUUUCUGAUCUCAUCUUCCCUCAGGCCCCCACAGCUCCAGGCUCUAGGAAUUUCUAGUUUAUUAAAAGCUGAAAAAUAAACUUCUAACAUCUGUCUUGUUAUCAUUUUGCAACAGCACAUUCCGCCUCCUCUCCUUUCUUCCUAAAUUCAUUUAUUUCCUUUAUUUGUUCCUCUUUCUCUCAUCUUUCCUGCAGACCUCUGUCUUCUGUACUUUUUUUCCUUUGCCCCUGCAUCUCAGGCCUUUCUCUACCUCUCUGGCCUCUUUCUUCUACUGUAUUUCUGGCUUCUUUACCACUAACAUCCUCUGCUUUAUUCUGUAUCUCUAGUCUUUUUCCCUGUACUUCUGUCCCUCUCCCCCUAAAUCUCUGGCUUCUCCCCCUGCAUUUCUGGCCUUUCUCCCAUUAACAUAUUUUUGACUUCUUGUAUCCCUGACCUCUAUCUUCCUGCAUCUCUUGCUUCCCCCCCUCCCUCCCAUAUCUCUAGUCCUCCCUCCCUUUAUCUCUGACUUCUCAUCACAAGUAUUCUCUCUCCUGUCACUCCCCAAGUACCUGACCUCUCAUCCUCACAUGACCUCCUGCAUCAGGACACAGCACCACCACCUCCAAGGACACCAACCCAAUUCUGGCCUCCCAAGGCCUCCUUUAGGUUACCUCCCACCCCAGACCUGAAUGAAGUUGUUUCAGCCAUGGAAUUAAGAGACCAUUUCUGGCACCAUCCAACAUAUACCUCCGUAACAUGAGAAGCAUACCAUAGUCCAUGACAUCCAUCAUGGCUUACAGCAAGCUGGCACAAGAGAUGACAAUGCCUCCAGUGCCUUCUCUGGAUUUCCCAAACAUAUCUUCCAUCCAGGCCUGGGAAUUCUUUAGCAUAAGCUUCAUCUUUCAUUCAUGAAAAAUGUGGGUGUUUCAUUUGCUGACCCUCAGUUCCCAAAUUCCCCAGCAAGGUUCCAUCUUCAUCCCAUGUGCCCCUUUGCUGCCAGUUGCUGGUGUCAUGCACCCCAGCCAGAUGAUUGCCUUCUGAGUGUCUCUGACUCCAGCAGUAUUCUUUGGUCUUCUCAGGAGGAUUUUUCCAGGAAGACUGUCUUUAGCCUUAGCCCUGUGAUGCUUUCAAUUCAUCCCCUGAUCCCUCUGCUGCCACCAUCUCCAUCCCUUUUAAAUUCUUCACUUCUCUGCCUUAUGGAAGGGGACGAAAGGUGCAGCCAGCCUGAUCAGUCACUCCUCUCUAAGCCCUAGACAGAGGUCUCAGUGCUCCUCCACCCCACAGCCCUCUCCACCUGUCACUUUUAAUCUGGUUUGGUGUCUUAAGCCAAAGUCUCCCUUGGUGCCAAAAGCACCAGGUUACUGCAUGAGGAGCUUUGGGAUAAAUGGGUUAACUAUCAGUAUGAGGGACCCGGGUAGUCCUCUGUGAAUGGAGAGAGCAAUAUUAAGGAUAGCCUAGCUCAGGGAAGGUGUCUUGGAAGGACACACAUUGCCCAGAAAGCCCACUGGGCAGUCUGGAAGGCCAGUGGCUAGAGGCACAUCUUGAAUGUUCCUCUUGGGCUCAGGACUUCAUGUCCCUUUUUCCAAAGUACUUUCGCUACGUGGCUGCACAUGUGCAUGCCGCCUUUGUAUUGGCUCUAGUCUCUCCGUUGGUGGAAGUUGGAAAGGAACUACAAGUUAGAGGGUCUUUAUGGUUUUCCUGUUUGGGAUUCUCAGGAAGAGUGGAAUAGGGAUCAUCGCUGAGUUCUUUGCUGACCUAGCUUUCCCUUAGACUUUGUAGACUCAUCCUCUAGACAGAAACUCUCAGGAACUUGUAUCCUGAACUGAGUAUCUGUUCUUCCUUUUCCAACUUUGAACUCUCCCAGCUCCAAGGGAGGGUCCUUCCUUCCUUAUAGUGACUGAUUCUUCAGUCAUCCCACUUACAACUAUUUUCUUCUCCCAUCAUUUCCUCAUGUCUCAUAUUCCAUGGUAGCCUCUUCGAGGCAAAUGGGGAGCUCCCCAGUAUCUACAAUCUUGAUGGCUCUGAUUGGAUACCAAUAAAGUCUUACAGGACACAGAGGCUUUCAAAAUCUUGGGCAGUGCUUGUCAUUGUCACGUAUCACUUCUGGGCAACUACCCCUUAGAGGCUAAAGAAUUGCUCACAUCCAUCUCUCUGGGUCAGAGGGUAGAAAUCCAGCCAUGGCCAUACUCCAUCUUAAGAAUAUUCUGGUCUUGCCUUGUCUCUUUCCAAAGGAGUGGCCCAAGGAAUAAGAUGAGAGGAAUGGGGAGAGGUCUCAGGGAUCUGAAAAGCCUAAAGCACUUUUUGGAAAGAGACAGACUUAAGACUGUGUUUGGCCUGAAUUUUGAAGUUUGGUGGAGAGCUGAACUUUAGACAUUCUACUGUGAGAGCAUCCCCCUUUCUCUGCCUUUUAACUAGGCUCCUUCCCUCUCUGGCUGAGAGGACCUCGUGCCCAAAGGGGAGUGCUAAGUCCUGCCUUGGGUCAGGAUACUGUAACUCACCUUCUUAUUUUGUUACAAAAACCUGAAAGCUGUUUUGAGCAGAGCUUUUUUAAUCUUUUGUAUUAGUUUCUAUUGUCAGUGGUGACUUGGUUCCUGGGCAUUGUGGCAGGCCAGGACUUUUGUAAGAAUUUUUUCAGUGACUCACUGAAACCGUUUCCUUCCCGCCCCCUCUCCCUCAGUGUAAUCUAAGUGCAUUAAACAUGUUUGCAGAA
This is a messenger RNA of Trichosurus vulpecula (common brushtail), 5377 nucleotides long. It is a transcript of the gene SUFU, whose product is annotated as SUFU negative regulator of hedgehog signaling. Gene Ontology annotation, cellular component: cytoplasm; nucleus. Gene Ontology annotation, molecular function: transcription factor binding. Bases 1 to 1476 code for a protein of 491 amino acids. The transcript has 12 exons. NCBI's taxonomy places the organism in Eukaryota, Metazoa, Chordata, Mammalia, Diprotodontia, Phalangeridae. The record is from RefSeq and is a predicted model, not a curated record.